UGCUAUGGUGCCAGAGAUGUACGGCGCCCUGUAACCUAAACUAGGACGCGUUGAUGGGGAACAGCAGUUUAGCAGUUUUUUAAAAAAAAAAUAAUAUAUAUAGAAAAAAUAGGGAUAUUGCGACAAAACUGCAACAAAACUUUCUGCUUUGAAUAAUUAAUUUUGCCCGAUUUCUUCCCUCUUACGUGACAAAGCACUGAUGUACUUUGAGCAUGGGAAGCCUCUCCUCCGACCAGGGCUGUAAGCUGUAAAUUCAACGCUGAGAGGAUCUGUGAUUGGCUGGGACAUGGCAGACAUACUAGAGCUGCGGACAGAUGGAAACUCACUCCUGAAGGCAGUAUGGCUCAGACGCCUGAGGCUCACGCGGCUCCUGCUGGAAGGAGGUGCAUACAUAAACGAGAGCAACGAACGUGGAGAGACUCCGCUCAUGGUGGCAUGCAUGUCCACACACAUCGACCAGCAGAGUGUAAGCAAGUCAAAGCUGGUGAAAUACUUGCUGGACAACCAGGCGGACCCUAACAUACAGGACAAAACAGGCAGGACGGCUCUGAUGCACGCCUGCAUCCACAAGGCCGGACACGAGGUGGUGGAUCACCUGCUGAGCAACGGGGCUGAUCCCAGUCUGGAGGACAGGAGUGGGGCCUCGGCCCUGGUCUAUGCCAUCAAUGCAGAUGAUAAGGAGACACUGAAACUGCUCCUGGAUGCCUGCAAAGCUAAAGGCAAGGAGGUCAUCAUAAUCACCACAGACAAGUCGCCAUCUGGUACUAAAACUACCAAACAGUACCUAAAUGUCCCCCCAUCACCAGAGCUGGAUGAGAGGUCCACCCCAGCAUACUGCACCUCUCCCUCUGAUAUUGAUGUUACUGCAUCUCCUACUCCUGAGCAAGAGCAACAAAACACUGUCUUCAGUUUCCAGACGAAGCUGAAAACCUCAAGUUCAGCUGUGAAGCUUGCCAAUGGGCCCACAUCUCCGACACGGCGACCAGCAAACCCCAAACGUGCGCGCUUGCCUCAACUGAAGAGGCUGCAAUCGGAGCCAUGGGGGCUGAUUGCUCCCUCUGUCCUGGCGGCGGCCACCUCCCAUGAGGAGAGCAAGAAAGCCAGCUCUGAUGAAGACGUUGUCGCUGGGGUUAAUGGACUCUCUCUGAGUAAGAGAUCAGCUUUAUCUCGACAGAACAGCGUGGAUGGGAAGGACAGCUUGUUCCCACUGGUAGGUGAGCAGCCGUGCAAAAUGACAACAUCGCUAUCAGUUCCUCUGACGUCUAAAGCGUCAUAUGAGAGAUCUCUAGGCCAGCACCAGCCGCUGGCACGGCGCAGCACUGUGCCCACUGAGCAGGAGAGCAGCAGCUGUGGCAGUGGACUAGUCAGUCUGAGAGACACAGUGCACAGGAGACGUCUGGGGAACGAUCACUAUGACUCAGACUCACAGCUCUAUUCAGACUCUGCCAUGUUAGACUCUCCUAAGGUCCCCCUGGAGCGAAGAAAACUAAACACGUCUCCCCUUGCAAUGCUGACCAGCUCCAGAGAAUCUCUAGACAGCAACGCCAGCACAUCCUCUCCCAGCACGGCACGCAGGCGUGCACCCGGCCUCCUGGAGAGGAGAGGCUCGGGCACGCUGCUGUUGGACCACAUUUCCCACACCAGGCCCGGCCACCUGCCCCCUCUCAACAUCAAUCCCAACCCUCCCAUUCCUGAUAUCGGGGCGAGUAGCAAGCCCUCCUCACCUCUGGCCACAGGUAUUAGAUCUAUAGCUCCAGUAGCACCAAACACACCAAAGAGAGGCGGCCUCAAGUCCAAGAAGAAACUUGUGAGAAGGCACUCUAUGCAAGUGGAGCAGAUGAAACAGCUGUCUGAUUUUGAAGAGCUCGCUCAUUAGUUAGUGACAGUGUUUAUGCAGCACAUUUUGUGGGAGUAGAAGUGUUAACGCCAUAAAUUAUCAGGAAGUACGUCUAUAGAUUCAGUUCACUCACAGCCAUCUAAAUGUUGAAUAAUGUAUAAUUUAUAAAAAUAUAUAUAUACAUAUAUAGAAACUGAGCAAUAUAGAUAGAUUUCCUCCCUGUGUCACACCCAACCUUAAAGAUUAUUAUCUUUUAACUUCACAACAUCUGCUGUAUGUGUGUUACAGUUCUGAAUGUAAACGCCAAGACAUGGUACUUUUCCUCUGAACUAGCUCUUACAUGAUAAUGUAAUGUGUAGGGAACACACAGGGUCCAUUUGUAGCCAGCAGGCCGCUUGGUUGCACUUUGUGCAUAUGUAAUUAGCACCAUUAAUGGACUUUCUUUGAAAAGAAAAAAAAAUGUGAUGCACUUGUCUGAGAUGUAGCUUUGAGUAAGAUGAAAUUUUGACUGUUUGUAGCAAAUUUGUACAAAGUGCCUUCAAGAUAAAGAAACCUAAAAAAACAGAGGAGGGGACAGAUACAUUUAAUGUAUUAAGAUCAUUUUUAAUUCAUGAUGAUGUAACCAAAAUGUGUUUUAUUUCAAUAUUGUUGGUCUCACAUGGUACAAAAUGAGGACUCAGAAUACAUGUGAUGUGAAAGAAUGAACAAUAUGCCUUAAGGAACAGGUAAACCAAUGGGCUAUGUAUAACAGCACUUUAUUGCCCAGGAGGAAAAAAAAAAACUCAAGAAGUUUUUAUAAACAGUGUUAAAAAAAAAACUUUCAAAGCACAUUAAAUUAUUAUAUAAUGAAUUCAAGAAACACUGAAUGACAUUCGAGCCCUUAGUCAACUGAGACAUUGGUGAAACUUGUGGAUUAAAAUGUCAUUUCACGCUAAUGGCAAUCAAAACUAAAGAUCAUACCGCUUCCAUGUAACUUACCUGUGAAGCAUUGCUUCUGUUUAAGAGAAAAAAACACAUAAUUUAAUGGAUAGUAUUUUUGCAGGUAGUUUGUUGUAUAUUCUGAAUAAAUGUCUAUCACUUGUGAA
Lates calcarifer (barramundi perch) is the source of this 2922-nucleotide messenger RNA. It is a transcript of the gene ankrd34c, whose product is annotated as ankyrin repeat domain 34C. The record is from RefSeq and is a predicted model, not a curated record. The transcript has 2 exons. NCBI's taxonomy places the organism in Eukaryota, Metazoa, Chordata, Actinopteri, Centropomidae. Gene Ontology annotation, molecular function: protein binding. Bases 287 to 1876 code for a protein of 529 amino acids.